Eurytemora carolleeae is the source of this 513-nucleotide messenger RNA. Its product is annotated as 60S ribosomal protein L44. Bases 18 to 350 code for a protein of 110 amino acids. The transcript has 4 exons. Gene Ontology annotation, molecular function: structural constituent of ribosome. NCBI's taxonomy places the organism in Eukaryota, Metazoa, Arthropoda, Copepoda, Calanoida, Temoridae. Gene Ontology annotation, cellular component: ribosome; cytosolic large ribosomal subunit. The record is from RefSeq and is a predicted model, not a curated record. Gene Ontology annotation, biological process: translation.
UGAUUACUUUUGCAAUUAUGUAUAAUUUCAGAAAGAUGGUGAACAUUCCGAAGGCCCGUAACACCUACUGUGCUAAGUGCAACAAGCACCAGAAGAUGAAGGUGACCCAGUACAAGAAGUCUGCUGAGAGCAAGCAGGCUCAAGGUAGAAGGAGGUACGAUCGUAAGCAGCAGGGUUUCGGAGGUCAAUCCAAGCCCAUCCUCAGGCGUAAGGCCAAGACCACCAAGAAGUUGGUUUUGAGGAUUGAGUGCUCUCAGUGCAAGUGGAAGCAUCAGAUCCCCAUCAAGAGGACCAAGCAUUUCGAGUUGGGAGGAGAGAAAAAGAGAAAGGGACAGAUGAUCCAGUUCUAAACCCUCUCUAUCUACUCCUGUCUUGUCCCCCUGGUGUAUUCGAGAUGCAGGGAGAAGUUGACCAGUCUCUAGCUUAUUUUACACCUGGGGUCACCCUGGUGUAUUUUUUAUUCUGUUGGAGAGGAAUGUUUCACUUCCCGGUUUUGAUUAACCAUAUUUCAGA